GGUUAUGAAAGUAGUAAAAGUAAAAUGUAGUUUGUAGAAAAAUCUAAAAUUAGUUUUUAAAAACAUCCCAAAUCUGUUAUCAUUAGCAAUACAAAUGAUAAUGUUUAUAAAUACCAAUUUAUCUCAGAACUUGCUAAUUGAUCAGUUGACACUAUUGACUUGUUUAAUUUGCAAAGUAUCUAAAGCUGUGAAAUGUGGAGUAAAAGUGCAUUAUUCCCCUUUGAAUUUUUAUGGAGUUAAAGGAUACAACGAUCUUAAAUUGACAGGUAAAGUACCUUCAUUUACAGUUGAGUAGAACACACUUGUUUCUAUACUUUAUUGUUUAAUUUCUCCUCGAUUAUUCGCGCUUUGUGCCUCAGUUUUUCAACCCUCUCACAGUCACAGGAACAGCCACCAACCGAGUGCCGAGUAAAUGCACUGAGUGUGUUUAAAUCCAAUCUAUUUUUCAUCCAUUGUUGCUCAGCAUGCUGCCUCUCGCUCUAACAUGAACGUUUCUGUUAUUAUUCAUUUAUAGAGUCCCGAUUCUGUCUUGCACACGAGUCAGUGGAGUGUAAGAAGUGCAGUAAAGGGGAUAAUACAUGAAGAAGCAAGGGAAAGGCCCCCCCCUCUCCUCCCCUGCAGGGGGAAGCGGUGUACAGGUGCACCAUGACUUCCAGAGCGUGGUUUUUAAGAUGCACCCUGCAAACGGACAUGCUUUUGUAGAGAACGGCCCUCACAGCAGGAGGGAUGGAGCAUCGGAGGACGGCAGCUGCAGGAACUCCAGCUGGGUGCUAGAUUCAGGGGCUGACGAUAACUCCACGGACCCCCACGAGGCCCUCACAGAAACCUCCACUCUGACCUUUGUGGACGUGCAUGAAUCCGCAGAGAGCCACAGCCUCCACGGGUUGGGAGGCCUGGUUUACCUGAGGGAGUUUGUGCUGAUAGACGACGACGAUGAUGGAGACAUGUCUCUGAGGGAGAAGACGGUCACUGAUCUGACUGUGAUGGACGGCCGGGCAGCAGAUCUGGUUUGUGGACGACUGCUGUCCACCUCCAGCGGCUCGCUGUCCGAGAGCAAGGAGGAAGCUCCACCUGAUGAAGAACCUCAACAAGACGAAGAGGAGGCUGUAGGGGCAAAGAAACACUGCUGCUUCUGCACGCUUCUAUGACCAAGAAAACUCUCUUUCAUACUGGGUUUUUAUUUGUUGCUGGUGAUGGCAUUAGCACACAGAUUUUAUUCUCGUUUUAUUAUUCUUUAAAAGAAAGCCUUCCUCCUCUUCCCCCUCAUGCGGGGCCCUAGUUCUAAGAUUUAGUUUUUUUUAAAAGUUGUUAAUCAGAUGUUCUGGCACUGAUUUAACAGAGCAAUAACCAGACAUAAACACAUUCUGCCAUAGGAAACCUUUUACUUGGUGUGUC
Molecule: messenger RNA, 1395 nt
Organism: Eleginops maclovinus (Patagonian blennie)
Lineage: Eukaryota; Metazoa; Chordata; Actinopteri; Perciformes; Eleginopidae
Exons: 2
Coding region: 579-1148 (189 amino acids)
Source: RefSeq, a predicted model, not a curated record